Acaulospora morrowiae is the source of this 408-nucleotide messenger RNA. The record is from the annotation of a GenBank genome assembly. Lineage: Eukaryota; Fungi; Glomeromycota; Glomeromycetes; Diversisporales; Acaulosporaceae.
AUGUCUUCAACCUCAAUGGUGGUGCUAGUCGAGAGAUUAUUGACGCCUGAGUUCAGUGUACAACUCCAAAGAGGGACUAAAAAAUCCGUCCACUGUGCUUACGCUGAAGAGAUUAUUCUGAUAACGGGAGAGAUACUGAUUUUAUCAAUGUCGAAUAAUUCGAAUGGUCAACAGCCUGCUCAACAACAACAAAUUCAUCGAUUAGUUGCCCCUCCUCAACAAGGGAAUUUGCAAGCUCUCGUUCCCGCAAUAGCUCCACAAUACGUUCUUGCUCCAACUCUUCAACAGGAUGGAUUCGAUUUAAUUCACGGAAACCCAUUUUUAUCAAACUCUACUCACACUUCAGUUGCACCAGAUUUUACAAAGUUUUUGUUGGAAGGAGAUAACAAUUUGUGUAGAAAUGAAUAA